Lepisosteus oculatus (spotted gar) is the source of this 3158-nucleotide messenger RNA. It is a transcript of the gene btd, whose product is annotated as biotinidase. The record is from RefSeq and is a predicted model, not a curated record. Gene Ontology annotation, molecular function: hydrolase activity, acting on carbon-nitrogen (but not peptide) bonds, in linear amides. NCBI's taxonomy places the organism in Eukaryota, Metazoa, Chordata, Actinopteri, Semionotiformes, Lepisosteidae.
GAGACCAGUGGGUGAAUUUCAUGCAUUUCGUGUACAGUACGUGUGCCCCAAUGUUGAAAUGCAUCUCUGAGAAGAUUGAGGUUCAGUUCACAGUACCCAUGGAAAAGACAUGGAUCUAACUAUCUUAGUAAAGGUUGUUGUUCUCUGGCAGAGCCACAUUGUCUCUUCUCAGACAUAUGGGACAUAUUAUACUGCCGCUGUUUAUGAGCACAACGUUAUACUAAACCCAAACCCUAGUGUUCCCUGCAGUCGUCAGGCUGCGCUGGAACACAUGAAAAAGAACUUAGAUGUUUAUGAAGAGAAGGUGGCUACAGCAGCAAAAAAGGGAGCACAAAUAAUUGUGUUUCCAGAAGAUGGUAUCCAUGGUUUCAACUUCACCAGACAGUCAAUUGUAGGAUAUCUGGAGUCUAUUCCAGAUCCACAGGUUGUAAGCUGGAGCCCCUGUUUACAGCCAGGAAGGUUUCCUCACACUGAGGUUUUACACCGUCUAAGCUGUAUGGCAAAAAACAAUGCAUUGUAUUUGGUUGCAAAUAUGCCUGAUAGCCAAGACUGUGGAAGCAGCGAUCCUCACUGUCCACCAGAUGGCAGAUACCAGUUCAACACUGAUGUCAUCUUCAAUGAUAACGGAACACUAAUUGCCAAGUAUCAUAAGCAGAACCUGUAUUUCGAGUCAGCAUUUGAUUCUCCACCAGAAUGUGAGCAUGUAAUAUUUGAUACUACAUUUGCUGGGAGGUUUGGUAUUUUCACAUGUUUUGACAUCCUAUUUUAUGACCCUGGCAUUACUCUUUUAGAAAAAUACAAGGUAAAACAAGUUGUUUAUCCAGCAGCCUGGAUGAACCAGCUUCCACUUUUGUCUGCAAUUCAGAUCCAGCAGGCAUUUGCCACAGCUUUUGAACUUAACUUUCUAGGAGUUAACAUUCAUAAUUCUCUACUUGGAAUGACUGGAAGUGGUAUAUACACUCCCUCACAUUCAGUCUACCAUUAUGACCUGGACACAAGUGAAGGUAAGCUGUUAGUGAGUAAGGUUCCUCUCCCUGUCUACAAUAAAACAAGUCACAAAACUUCACCACCUUCCUCAAAGACCCAUCCAAUUAAUAAUUUCUUCCUAAAUGAGAACCGGGAGUGUGACAAAUCCUUUGUGCCAAAACUAAUGACAGGCUCAGUUCGUGCUGAAACAUUCCACUCAGUUAUGAUGUAUGAUAAUUACACAUUUAUUCCUGUAAUGGGAACAGACGGAGAUCUCACAGUUUGCGAUGGACUUUUGUGCUGUCAUUUAUUGUACCACCGAUCCCACAUCCCUGAUGAGCUGUAUGCUCUGGGUGUCUUUAAUGGCCUUCACGUCGUCCAUGGCACUUACUAUCUGGAGGUUUGUGCUCUGGUCAGGUGUGCUGGCUCCACAUUUGACAGCUGUGGAGGAGAGAUUGCUGAAGCCAGCACCCUCAUGGACUUCUAUAUAGAGGGCAACUUUAGCACUCAAUACAUUUUCCCCAGCAUACUGGCAAGUGGAAUGCAGCUGGCUUUUCCAGACCUUGUGGGCUGGGAGCAGGAAAGCUACUUUAUGAAUAAGAAGAGCAUGUCUUCUGGCCUUGUCACAGCUGUUCUUUAUGGAAGGGUAUAUGAAAAAGACUGAAGUUCUGCUGAAAUAAGAAACCUGGGGACCAUUGUGAUCUUGGCAGACUAAAAUGAACUAUAAAGAUCAUCAUGAUCAGAACCAUGGAGGCUUACAGAACUUGAGCAAUACCUCCUCAUUUUGUGUCUAUUAAUGCAAUACUUCGGUUGUGUUUUUUAAAUGGUGACAUUCUGCUAAAUACAUUUCAGCUGUGUUCAUAUGUAUUUAUGUGUGUUCCCAUUAUCCAAUAACCUACUAAGUCAGAGCUAGGCUAAUUCUGAGCACAAUCAAAUGAGGACUCUCUAACAAGACUGCAGUUUAACUGGCAUGAUUUACAGAAGUAAGACAUAAACGGAAGGAAAAAUUGUAAAAUGAUCAAGGAAAAUAUAUAUUUGUAUUUUUUGAAGAAUUAAUUUGUUAUCAUUCAAUUUUAAAUACUAUAUCUGGAUUAUUGGUUGUGGGCACUACUUGGAAGGCAGGCUAUUCUUAUGUAAAUGUAACAGUGUAACAGAGAGUGUAACAUCCUGAAGAAAUGGAUUUGUGUUCUGAUGAAGGCUCAUCUUAAAGUGCAUAUACAGUAUUUGUUUAUCACACAGUAAUAAAAAAAUAUUUACAUAUUAAAAUGAGUAUGCUCAGUUUAACAAAAUGAUCUCCAAAUAAGGUUACAUUUGUUAUUCAAUAGACAAAUCAAUCACCAUAUGUUUUUUUUUAUAAUUACCUUUCUUACAGAUGAAAUAAAAUAGUUUUAACAAGUAAAAGGUUGCUAAAAAGAAUAAAAUCUAGUAAUAUCUGUAAACUUAUCUUCACUUUGGUCUGUAUAGAACAGAAUGUGAUAGCAUCAUGUAGUAUCACUUAAGAACAUUUUAGGUUGUUUUUAUCCAUUAAACCACUAGAGUACCUGAAAUGCAUAUAGACAUCUUCUGAUCAUCAUUUAGAUAUGAAUAUUUAUGUCCAAAAUACUUAUGGAGUUUCAUUCUAUUGAUCCUUUUUUGUUAUGAAGAUGUCCAAAUGUGCCUCUUUUGUACAGAGGCUGUAUCUUCUCUUUCAUCAUCUGAAAGGCUAUUCCAUGUUAUUAUGAAUUCAAUCUCUGUAAUUGUAUUUAAUGGGCAAAGGAAGAGAGAUUGUGGCUGGAUUUAUUCUUGCAACUUUAAGAAAAAAAAACCUCUGAGAACCUUAAGAAAAAUGCUCCUUGUUUUUUCCCCCAUCGUAUUUUCUUUAUGACUUAACUGGGCAAUAUUGAAAGCAUAGAGAAAUUUAAAUUGUCUACAGUAAAUCUCUUGAUCAAACAGGUAAUUUAUAGUCAUUUGGAAUAAAGUACUGAAUUGUGUAUAUAUAUAUGUGUGUGUGUACAGCAAUGUAAAUAUGCUAUUUUGAUCAAAAUUUAGUUUAAUUUCCUUUUAUCACACCAUGAUGUUUUUGUCUCUUUGACCAUCUCAAAGACCUUUUUGGUCUUUCCACAUUGUGCACAUCAGUUAUCUGUUUAACGAAGCUGUUGAUAGCAUUUCAACUAGAGUCCACCAAAAUGCAUAAUAAAACUGACCUUAGUUGA